UCUGAAAUAUAAAGGUCCGGCCCACACGAUUACCAUCUUCUGGUGGCUCAGUGAGUUGGUCUGUUAUAGCUUCAGACUCUCUCUCUCUCUCUCUCUCUCUCUCUCUGUAUCGUUUUUUGGAAGAAGACGAAGAAGAAGAAGAAGUCAGAGGCAAAUUCCAGAACGAUGGUGGAAAAUGGAACAACUUCAAUGGUGUCUUCAUUACUUUUUCUACUAUUCUUUUACUUUCCUUACUCUACGAUGGCUUACAGGCCUGGCGACAUAGUUUCCAUGAGCAAGAUGGGUCAAUACCACUCUUCUAGAACUGUAUGGCAAGACGUGAUCGGUCGCCAUUGCCCAAUCUUCGGCGUCAAUCGUGAGGUUCUGGUUCCUAUACAGAAGCCCACGGGUUACACUGGUGCUGAUCCGUACAAAAUAUCAUUUCAAGUUGGAAGAGAGAAGUUUUUGAUUCCGUGGCUUCUUGUGGUAAACCGUAAGAGUUCAGAGGUUCCAAUGAUUGAUGUGAAUUUGAGGUACUCGGGAGGCGAUUUGCUUGGUGUCACUGCUAAAGUAGUGGAUAUGCCUCACCACUACACUGAGGUUCAUCCAAACAUCCGUCAACAAUUCUGGGAUUCUCAACACUGGCCCAAGCAUGUACUUGUCAGAUAUACAUGGGAGGAGCAAUCAGAGAUAGAUGUGACUUCUGGAUUUUACGCUCUCUUUGGAUCAGGUCUCAUUCUUUCUUUUAUACUCUCCAUCUACAUUUUGCAAUCAUCCCAGGACAAGUUGGCAAGGUUUGUGAAGGAAACUGUAGCAGAGAACAACAUGCCUGCUGGAGGCAUCGCAAAGGUCGAAUGAAUGAUACAACUCCUCGAAAAUGAAAAGGUUGGUUUUCAUCUGAAAAUCUGUUAUGUAUAACUAUUGAGGAAAUGAAAUCGAUUGAAGGAAGAAGUUCUUGCUAUAUUAGAGGUCAAAAAGAAAGGGAAUUACAUAGGAGUUACACAUGGGUGGACAGAGUUAUAAAAACGAACUAAUUAGAGCUGAUAGGCUGCUUUACUGUAAGAGUUUCGCCGAAUUUGGACUGACCCUCUGUUGUGUGUAAACUUCCUCAGAAUAGAGCUAAUGGGAUUGGGGUAGAUUUGUAAUGUACCAAACAUAUACAUGACAUGGAAAAUUUGUGUUCACUAUGGGUGGAAAUAUGGUAGUAUAAUGUCAAUUGAGGUUCAUUGGGAACUAGUGAUCUUCCUUUAAUUUGCCUUAAAAUUAUAUAAAUUUUUUAAUGUCUUAGUGCUA
Cannabis sativa is the source of this 1272-nucleotide messenger RNA. RefSeq lists its product as uncharacterized. The transcript is spliced from 9 exons. Lineage: Eukaryota; Viridiplantae; Streptophyta; Magnoliopsida; Rosales; Cannabaceae. The record is from RefSeq and is a predicted model, not a curated record. The coding region runs from base 166 to 837 and encodes 223 amino acids.